AUGCUUUAUUUAAAGCUUAGGCUGUAUCAAAAACAAACUCUCUAUCUCGACGAGCCAGGGUUGCAAGAGCAAAUAGGAAAACUUGAGGAGGAGCUUAAGCAGAUGAAAGAGGUAGCUCAUGAGGUUCAGGCAAUGGAUUUAUUAUCCAAUUUCAAGAAAAGGGUUCAUGAACUAGAAGCUGAAGUAGCGAAUAGACGAUUAACGGAGUCUAGAAUAUUUGAUGCAUUGGCCUCACAGACAAGGGAAUUUGAGCAAACUAAGAUUGACCUUGAAGAAUCCAAAGUUGAGAUAUCUUUACUUCAUGAAGAGAUUGAAUCACUAGUGGCUUCAUCCGAGCAAAAUAACUGGCGUUGUGAUGGUUCUUGUAGCGGGAAGAUUGCUUUGGAGAAGGAACUCGGAUGCCUCAGGUUUGAACUUGGAUUGGCGAAGGCGAAUUUGGCUAAGAUCCAAGAAAGAGAGAGGUCUGCUUCAUCAAAAGCUAAGGCAUUGAGUGAUGAGAUGCAUUUGGUUAGAAAUGAGCUUAAACUUGCAACUUAUGCAGAAGAAAAAAGCCAAAUGGCCUUGGAUGAUUUAGCAUUAGUAUUAAAAGAAGUUGCUGCUGAAGCUUAUGAGGCCAAGGAGAAACUUAGUGAUUCUCAAGUAGAACUAGAACAAGUAAAAGAUGAGGCGGGACAAUUGAAACAUAUGGUCAGAAACGCCGAGGCAAGGUAUCAAAAGCUUUUGAAUGAGGCGAAAAAGGAAACUGACCUACAUAGAGAAACAGCAGACAGAUUAAGACCGGAGUUUGAUGAGUCACGUUUGGCUGAAAAAGAGACGAGGUACAUCACUUGUAUAAAGAAAGCUGAAGAAGAAAAAAAGCAAGCUCAGGACGAGGCUGCUACACUCGCAGUGUCUCUUAAAGCAGCUGAGCGUAUGACUAGAGCAGCAAAGAGAGAAGUUUACAAAUUAAAGGGCAUAUUGAAGCAGGCUAUAAAUGAAGCGGACGCUGCAAAAACUGCUGCUGGCCUAGCUAGAGAUGAAAACAUUCAACUCAAACAUUCUAAAGCUGAAAAGGAGGAAUCAAUUCGUGUUCUUACUCAAGCGAAUGAACAACUUGAGAUUAAUGAAGUUGCAGCUCAAGAAAAUUUCAAGGAGUUAAAACGGUUGAUCUCUUUGUCUGCACUCAAAACCGAGGAUAAGGAGAAAGAAGAGGAAUAUUAUGAGGAUGCCCAAAUCAAGAAAACAUCCAGCCUCAAUAUUAGUGUGAAUUUGAAACAAGAACAAGAAAAUUUAGAAGCGAAAAUCCAAGAUGAGCAUCCCGAAAAGGCUAAGGCACUUGAGGACUCAAAAUUUGAGAUUAAUGAAUCACCAAAAUCAGAGCUCCAUAUACCAAAACAAGUAUCUCAUCAUCGGAGAGCAUCCUCGUUUGCCUUCUCAGCUGAUGGAGGAACACCAAAAACAAAAGAUUUGUGCAUGUUUUUGAGCAAAUCUUCGUCAUCACUCAACACCAAGGAUAAGGAGCAAGAAGAGGAACAAUCUGAGGAUGCCCAAGUCAAGAAAACUUCCAGCCUCAAUCAUAGUGAGCUCAAACUGCAACAACAAGAAGAUUUGAACGCGAAAAUCCAAGAUAAGGAUCCUAAAAAGGCUGAGACACGUAAGAGGUCAAUAAUUGAAUCACCAAAAAAGGUUCCUCAUCAUCGGAGAGUAUCCUCGUCUUCUUGCUCAGAUGAUGGAGGAACACCAAGAAUAGAAGACUCUGAUAGUGAUAGAAGUACUCCUACUAGGAGGACAAGAACGUUGUUUCGAAAAGUUAGUGAUCUCAUAAGUAGGAAAAGUUUUCAUAAAACCAUCCACUAAAUAGGCCCUUGUUCUGUAGAUACAACUUGAAAUUGUAUAGUUAUUUACUCUAGUACACAAUGCUUCAUUUAUCAGAGAACACAGGAAACUGUGCAGCCUAACAACUGUGUUUAUUUCAUU
Messenger RNA from Solanum dulcamara, 1956 nucleotides. RefSeq lists its product as uncharacterized. Lineage: Eukaryota; Viridiplantae; Streptophyta; Magnoliopsida; Solanales; Solanaceae. The transcript is spliced from 2 exons. The record is from RefSeq and is a predicted model, not a curated record. Bases 1 to 1836 code for a protein of 611 amino acids.